CACGGAGAGAACAUCGCUCUCGAUCCCAUCGUCAGUCUUCAACCCCACACGAUGUCGUCAGCGCGGUUAUCACCCACGGCGAAUCUUCUACGGAGGAGUCGUCUGUUUGCACUUCCGCAAACAUUGACACCUCCUCAGGAACCGCCGACCUCCAGGGUGACCUACACGUCCGAAACGGCCACCCUCCCCCAUCCGAUUCGAGCCUCCAUUGCCAGCCCUCGGUCCUCGUUGGCAAGAGGAGACUGGGGUUUGAAACGACCUCUGCCUGCCAAGAGCACAUCCGCGCAAGCUAGGCGGCCUAUCGUUCGAAUCCUCGAACACGAUACCUACGAACAUGUCACCGAUUUCGAGUCUGCCUCCGACCACACGGUGACCUUGGAGAAAUUCCAAGAACUCCACAUGCCCAUGUCGCUCCCGACUAAGGUCAACUACGCCACGAGCAUCGUCCCCAGACACCAGAGUCCCUUCGAGACACACCUCGACAACACGAACACGAGUGCUGGUCUGGAUCAGCCCGGAGCCCGGCAAUACAAACAUUCAGGACCGUGGCUUGCUGGACUGUCGGAGGCGGAAUUCCACGCGUACCUGAAGAAGGUGCAACGGGGUCGCCCUGCGAUCAUGCACAAGCUUCGCGAGCAACUCGUUGCCAAGCGGACCGCCGAGCGCAAGAAGCAAGCCCAGGACAACGGCGAGGAUCUGCAAGCCCUGAGCCCCGUCCAGGUGACCGACGAGGAGUUCCAGGUCUAUCUGAAGAAGCUCCGCGCGGACCCGUUCGCGUUGGGCCCCGUGGUCUUCGAAUUGCUGGACCUCCCGUCUUCCCCGGCGGUCCCCAGUGACCGCAUCGGCCAGAAGUACUUCCAGUCUCCCGGCACCAAGCUCCCAUCGGCCGAGUACGCCGUGACCGGUCCCCCGCGCACCCACCCCUCCGCCGGUCUCUCCUACUCGCGAUCGCACGCUUUGCUCUACAACCACCCUAAGUUCGGGCCUCAGACCUACCAGCGCCCCGUCGAGGCGCGUAUCCUGCGCCCGAAGGGCCGCUUCAAGGGCAAGACCGCCAAGGCCAUCGCCGGUGUGGGUGGUAUCGCCGUGGAAGACCUCAACGCCAUGACCUUCGUGGAGCAAGGCUCGCCUCCCGGCCUGGCCGCCUUCGACGCCACGAUCCCCGGCGGUGCCAAAUACUACGUGACGCCCAUCCGGGCCUCGAUCAACUCCGAGGGCCGCAUCAACCUGGCGUCCUACCGGGCCAGCGCCUCCGCCAAGGCGCCCCACGGUCUCGAAGACUACAGGAAGCCGAACACCCUGAAGAUCGCGGACUACGCUCGCGGAUACCAGCGAACGGUCCCCCGGCUGGACAGGGGCAUGCGCCGCAAUACCUCGGCUCCGGGCCCCGAAUCGCAGGGCUCCACCGAGGACAUCGCACGGAACUUGAUGAAGACGUUGAGCUCGUAGAAUGGUUGAAAUCUCAACUCUCCAUAGACCCGGGUAUCAUAUAUACAGUAUCAAUAAAACGCCACACAACCUUCCCAAAUCCCAACCAAUAUGCAAAC
Messenger RNA from Aspergillus campestris IBT 28561, 1547 nucleotides. Its product is annotated as mitochondrial 37S ribosomal protein bS1m. The transcript is spliced from 2 exons. Bases 52 to 1449 code for a protein of 465 amino acids. Gene Ontology annotation, cellular component: mitochondrial small ribosomal subunit. Gene Ontology annotation, molecular function: structural constituent of ribosome. The record is from RefSeq and is a predicted model, not a curated record. Lineage: Eukaryota; Fungi; Ascomycota; Eurotiomycetes; Eurotiales; Aspergillaceae. Gene Ontology annotation, biological process: mitochondrial translational initiation.